Messenger RNA from Suillus plorans, 306 nucleotides. Its product is annotated as DNA helicase Pif1 like protein. Gene Ontology annotation, biological process: DNA repair; telomere maintenance. Lineage: Eukaryota; Fungi; Basidiomycota; Agaricomycetes; Boletales; Suillaceae. Gene Ontology annotation, molecular function: DNA helicase activity. The coding region runs from base 1 to 306 and encodes 101 amino acids. The transcript has a single exon. The record is from RefSeq and is a predicted model, not a curated record.
AUGUUGAACGAGGAACAGCGUUACGCUUUUGAUGCUAUCUGCGACAGCAUACAAUCCCGACGAGACUGCAUGUCCUUUGUAGAGGGUCGACCAGGAAGAGGGAAAACGUUCAUGGUCAACGCGCUAGCAUCGACUCUCCGUGCUUCAGGACACAUCAUUCUGAUUGUCGGAAGCAGCGCACUCUGCGCAACAGCAUACAAGCGCGGUUGUACAGCUCAUUAUAUGUUCGGAAUUCCCGUGACGGAAGACAACGUCGACCUUCAUUCAACCAUCCAUCCCUUCUCCGCUCGAGCAGAUCUCAUUUGA